This is a messenger RNA of Meloidogyne enterolobii, 303 nucleotides long. Lineage: Eukaryota; Metazoa; Nematoda; Chromadorea; Rhabditida; Meloidogynidae. The record is from the annotation of a GenBank genome assembly.
AUGGCGUCCGCAGUAUUCUAUGUACUUUCCGUGAUCUCGAUGCUGAAUGAGCCUAACAUUUCUUCACCGGCAAAUGUGGAUGCUUCUGUGAGCUACCGCAAGUAUAAGGAGAAUGGCAACAAAGAGUUCCCAGAUAUAAUAAAGAAGAUGGUUGAAAAGUCGAAGGCGGAGGCAGCUAAGGACGGGGUGAAGGUACCUGAAACUGAGGAGGAGUACGUAAUCAGAGCUAGAGUAAGGCGUCAGCAAGCGGAGAACGAAGGCGGCACUGAUAAUGGCGAUGUUGGCCUAGAGGGUAAUUAUUAA